AGGGGCGGCGGCCGCAUGCCCUGCAGCCCGAUCUGGCCGCGGCGCCGGUGCCGGCGCACGACCUGGUGAGAAUAGAGGGCGGGGACGGGGGGCUGGGCGACGAGUGGGGGCUGGGCGGCGGAGCGGUGGGGGGAGGGGGGAGAUGCAGGGGCGGCGGCCGGGCGCGCCUGUCUGCUGGGGCGGCGGGACGAGCGGCGCCCCGUGGGGAGAUGCAGGGGCAGCGGCCGCACGCCCUGCAGCCCGAUCUGGCGGCGGCGCCGGUGCCGGCGCGCGCCCUGGUGAGAAUAGAGGGCGGGGACGGGGGGCUGGGCGACGAGUGGGAGCUGGGCGGUGGGGGGAGAGGGGAGAUGCAGGGGCGGCGGCCGGGCGCGCCUGUCUGCUGGGGCGGCGGGACGAGCGGCGCCGUGGGGAGAUGCAGCGGCGGCGGCCUCUGGUGA
Molecule: messenger RNA, 437 nt
Organism: Aegilops tauschii subsp. strangulata
Lineage: Eukaryota; Viridiplantae; Streptophyta; Magnoliopsida; Poales; Poaceae
Source: RefSeq, a predicted model, not a curated record